Homo sapiens (human) is the source of this 5589-nucleotide messenger RNA. It is a transcript of the gene CLCN6, whose product is annotated as Cl-/H+ antiporter 6. The coding region runs from base 73 to 2682 and encodes 869 amino acids. Lineage: Eukaryota; Metazoa; Chordata; Mammalia; Primates; Hominidae. The record is from RefSeq and is marked reviewed. Gene Ontology annotation, biological process: chloride transmembrane transport; response to mechanical stimulus; chloride transport. The transcript is spliced from 23 exons. Gene Ontology annotation, molecular function: voltage-gated chloride channel activity; chloride transmembrane transporter activity. Gene Ontology annotation, cellular component: late endosome membrane; membrane.
AGUCACGUGAGGCGCAGAUCCUGGCUGGGAGGGGGUUGGUAGAGGGGUCCAGAGUGGCAGUAAAGGAGGAAGAUGGCGGGGUGCAGGGGGUCUCUGUGCUGCUGCUGCAGGUGGUGCUGCUGCUGCGGUGAGCGUGAGACCCGCACCCCCGAGGAGCUGACCAUCCUUGGAGAAACACAGGAGGAGGAGGAUGAGAUUCUUCCAAGGAAAGACUAUGAGAGUUUGGAUUAUGAUCGCUGUAUCAAUGACCCUUACCUGGAAGUUUUGGAGACCAUGGAUAAUAAGAAAGGUCGAAGAUAUGAGGCGGUGAAGUGGAUGGUGGUGUUUGCCAUUGGAGUCUGCACUGGCCUGGUGGGUCUCUUUGUGGACUUUUUUGUGCGACUCUUCACCCAACUCAAGUUCGGAGUGGUACAGACAUCGGUGGAGGAGUGCAGCCAGAAAGGCUGCCUCGCUCUGUCUCUCCUUGAACUCCUGGGUUUUAACCUCACCUUUGUCUUCCUGGCAAGCCUCCUUGUUCUCAUUGAGCCGGUGGCAGCAGGUUCCGGGAUACCCGAGGUCAAAUGCUAUCUGAAUGGCGUAAAGGUGCCAGGAAUCGUCCGUCUCCGGACCCUGCUCUGCAAGGUCCUUGGAGUGCUGUUCAGUGUGGCUGGAGGGCUCUUCGUGGAGAAGGAAGGCCCCAUGAUCCACAGUGGUUCGGUGGUGGGAGCUGGCCUCCCUCAGUUUCAGAGCAUCUCCUUACGGAAGAUCCAGUUUAACUUCCCCUAUUUCCGAAGCGACAGAGACAAGAGAGACUUUGUAUCAGCAGGAGCGGCUGCUGGAGUUGCUGCAGCUUUCGGGGCGCCAAUCGGGGGUACCUUGUUCAGUCUAGAGGAGGGUUCGUCCUUCUGGAACCAAGGGCUCACGUGGAAAGUGCUCUUUUGUUCCAUGUCUGCCACCUUCACCCUCAACUUCUUCCGUUCUGGGAUUCAGUUUGGAAGCUGGGGUUCCUUCCAGCUCCCUGGAUUGCUGAACUUUGGCGAGUUUAAGUGCUCUGACUCUGAUAAAAAAUGUCAUCUCUGGACAGCUAUGGAUUUGGGUUUCUUCGUCGUGAUGGGGGUCAUUGGGGGCCUCCUGGGAGCCACAUUCAACUGUCUGAACAAGAGGCUUGCAAAGUACCGUAUGCGAAACGUGCACCCGAAACCUAAGCUCGUCAGAGUCUUAGAGAGCCUCCUUGUGUCUCUGGUAACCACCGUGGUGGUGUUUGUGGCCUCGAUGGUGUUAGGAGAAUGCCGACAGAUGUCCUCUUCGAGUCAAAUCGGUAAUGACUCAUUCCAGCUCCAGGUCACAGAAGAUGUGAAUUCAAGUAUCAAGACAUUUUUUUGUCCCAAUGAUACCUACAAUGACAUGGCCACACUCUUCUUCAACCCGCAGGAGUCUGCCAUCCUCCAGCUCUUCCACCAGGAUGGUACUUUCAGCCCCGUCACUCUGGCCUUGUUCUUCGUUCUCUAUUUCUUGCUUGCAUGUUGGACUUACGGCAUUUCUGUUCCAAGUGGCCUUUUUGUGCCUUCUCUGCUGUGUGGAGCUGCUUUUGGACGUUUAGUUGCCAAUGUCCUAAAAAGCUACAUUGGAUUGGGCCACAUCUAUUCGGGGACCUUUGCCCUGAUUGGUGCAGCGGCUUUCUUGGGCGGGGUGGUCCGCAUGACCAUCAGCCUCACGGUCAUCCUGAUCGAGUCCACCAAUGAGAUCACCUACGGGCUCCCCAUCAUGGUCACACUGAUGGUGGCCAAAUGGACAGGGGACUUUUUCAAUAAGGGCAUUUAUGAUAUCCACGUGGGCCUGCGAGGCGUGCCGCUUCUGGAAUGGGAGACAGAGGUGGAAAUGGACAAGCUGAGAGCCAGCGACAUCAUGGAGCCCAACCUGACCUACGUCUACCCGCACACCCGCAUCCAGUCUCUGGUGAGCAUCCUGCGCACCACGGUCCACCAUGCCUUCCCGGUGGUCACAGAGAACCGCGGUAACGAGAAGGAGUUCAUGAAGGGCAACCAGCUCAUCAGCAACAACAUCAAGUUCAAGAAAUCCAGCAUCCUCACCCGGGCUGGCGAGCAGCGCAAACGGAGCCAGUCCAUGAAGUCCUACCCAUCCAGCGAGCUACGGAACAUGUGUGAUGAGCACAUCGCCUCUGAGGAGCCAGCCGAGAAGGAGGACCUCCUGCAGCAGAUGCUGGAAAGGAGAUACACUCCCUACCCCAACCUAUACCCUGACCAGUCCCCAAGUGAAGACUGGACCAUGGAGGAGCGGUUCCGCCCUCUGACCUUCCACGGCCUGAUCCUUCGGUCGCAGCUUGUCACCCUGCUUGUCCGAGGAGUUUGUUACUCUGAAAGCCAGUCGAGCGCCAGCCAGCCGCGCCUCUCCUAUGCCGAGAUGGCCGAGGACUACCCGCGGUACCCCGACAUCCACGACCUGGACCUGACGCUGCUCAACCCGCGCAUGAUCGUGGAUGUCACCCCAUACAUGAACCCUUCGCCUUUCACCGUCUCGCCCAACACCCACGUCUCCCAAGUCUUCAACCUGUUCAGAACGAUGGGCCUGCGCCACCUGCCCGUGGUGAACGCUGUGGGAGAGAUCGUGGGGAUCAUCACACGGCACAACCUCACCUAUGAAUUUCUGCAGGCCCGGCUGAGGCAGCACUACCAGACCAUCUGACAGCCCAGCCCACCCUCUCCUGGUGCUGCCUGGGGAGGCAAAUCAUGCUCACUCCGGCGGGCACAGCUGGCUGGGGCUGUUCCGGGGCAUGGAAGAUUCCCAGUCACCCACUCACUCAGAAAGCCGGGAGUCAUCGGACACCUUGCUGGUCAGAGGUCCUGGGGGUGGUUUUGAACCAUCAGAGCUUGGACUUUUCUGACUUCCCCAGCAAGGAUCUUCCCACUUCCUGCUCCCUGUGUUCCCACCCUCCAGUGUUGGCACAGGCCCACCCCUGGCUCCACCAGAGCCAGAAGCAGAGGUAGAAUCAGGCGGGCCCCGGGCUGCACUCCGAGCAGUGUUCCUGGCCAUCUUUGCUACUUUCCUAGAGAACCCGGCUGUUGCCUUAAAUGUGUGAGAGGGACUUGGCCAAGGCAAAAGCUGGGGAGAUGCCAGUGACAACAUACAGUUCAUGACUAGGUUUAGGAAUUGGGCACUGAGAAAAUUCUCAAUAUUUCAGAGAGUCCUUCCCUUAUUUGGGACUCUUAACACGGUAUCCUCGCUAGUUGGUUUUAAGGGAAACACUCUGCUCCUGGGUGUGAGCAGAGGCUCUGGUCUUGCCCUGUGGUUUGACUCUCCUUAGAACCACCGCCCACCAGAAACAUAAAGGAUUAAAAUCACACUAAUAACCCCUGGAUGGUCAAUCUGAUAAUAGGAUCAGAUUUACGUCUACCCUAAUUCUUAACAUUGCAGCUUUCUCUCCAUCUGCAGAUUAUUCCCAGUCUCCCAGUAACACGUUUCUACCCAGAUCCUUUUUCAUUUCCUUAAGUUUUGAUCUCCGUCUUCCUGAUGAAGCAGGCAGAGCUCAGAGGAUCUUGGCAUCACCCACCAAAGUUAGCUGAAAGCAGGGCACUCCUGGAUAAAGCAGCUUCACUCAACUCUGGGGAAUGCUACCAUUUUUUUUCCAAAGUAGAAAGGAAGCACUUCUGAGCCAGUGACCACUGAAAGGUAUGUGCUAUGAUAAAGCAGAUGGCCUAUUUGAGGAAGAGGGUGUCUGCCCUUCACAAACACCUCUCUCUCCCCUGCACUAGCUGUCCCAAGCUUACAUACAGAGGCCCUUCAGGAGGGCCUCCUGUGCCGCAGGGAGGGUGCGUGGGGAAGAUGCUUCCUGCCAGCACGUGCCUGAAGGUUUCACAUGAAGCAUGGGAAGCGCACCCUGUCGUUCAGUGACGUCAUUCUUCUCCAGGCUGGCCCGCCCCCUCUGACUAGGCACCCAAAGUGAGCAUCUGGGCAUUGGGCAUUCAUGCUUAUCUUCCCCCACCUUCUACAUGGUAUUAGUCCCAGCAGGCAUCCCUGGGGCAGACGUGCUUUGGCUCAAGAUGGCCUUCAUUUACGUUUAGUUUUUUUUAAAACCGUGGAGGUUGCCCACGGGCCUCGGCACCUGGCCCUGGCAGCACAGCUCUCAGGCCCAGCCCUGGGCGACCUCCUUGGCCAAGUCUGCCUUUCACCCUGGGGUGAGCAUCAGUCCUGGCUCUGCUGGUCCAGAUCUUGCGCUCAGCACACUCUAGGGAAUAAUUCCACUCCAGAGAUGGGGCUGCUUCAAGGUCUUUUCUAGCUGAUUGUGGCCCCUCCAUUUUCCCCAUUUUCUUAUCUCCCUGACCAAAAUUGCUUUGACUUCUAAAUGUUUCUGCUUCCCAGAAUGCACCUGACUUAUGAAAUGGGGAUAAUACUCCCAGGAAAUAGCGCAGGACAUCACAAGGACCAAAAAGGCAAUUCUUAUUUAAAUGUUACUAUUUGGCCAGCUGCUGCUGUGUUUUAUGGCAGUGUUCAGAGCUUGAUCACGUUAUUUCUUCCUUUUAUUAAGAAGGAAGCCAAUUGUCCAAGUCAGGAGAAUGGUGUGAUCACCUGUCACAGACACUUUGUCCCCUCUCCCCGCCCCUUCCUGGAGCUGGCAGAGCUAACGCCCUGCAGGAGGACCCCGGCCUCUCGAGGGCUGGAUCAGCAGCCGCCUGCCCUGAGGCUGCCCCGGUGAAUGUUAUUGGAAUUCAUCCCUCGUGCACAUCCUGUUGUGUUUAAGUCACCAGAUAUUUUGUUCCCAUCAGUUUAGCCCAGAGAUAGACAGUAGAAUGCAAAUACCUCCCUCCCCUAAACUGACUGGACGGCUGCCAAGGAGGCCCCAAACCCAGGCCCCAUGCAAAGGCACGUGGUUUCCUUUUCUCCUCUCUCUGCAUCUGCGCUUUCCAGAUAAGCCCAAAGACAGCAACUUCUCCACUCAUGACAAAUCAACUGUGACCCUCGCUCCUUCCAUUUCUGUCCAUUAGAAACCAGCCUUUUCAGCAUCUCACCCAUUAGCAGCCCCAUCACCCAGUGAUCAGUCGCCUCAGUAAAGCAGAUCUGUGGAUGGGGAGCCUACGGGUGGUAAGAAGUGGUGUUUUGUGUUUCAUCUCCAGCUUGGUGUUCCAUGGCCCCUAGGCGAGGUGAUCAGGGAGUGGGGCCAAUGGGCCCCCGGCCCUGGCUUUGGGACCUUGUGCUGAGGGAUGAUUUGCUCCUGACCUUGAUUAACUUAACAGUUCCCAGCUGGAAGGGACACUUUCAGGACCCAGUCCACUGUAUGGCAUUUGUGAUGCAGAAUUAUGCACUGACAUGACCCUGGGUGACAGGAAAGCCUUUCGAGAGGCCCAAGGUGGCCUCGCCAGCCCUGCAGUAUUGAUGUGCAGUAUUGCACCACAGCUCUGCGGACCUUGGCCAUUGCCGCAGUCGCAGCUUCCUUUUUUCUGUUUGCACUGUUUGUUUGUAUGAUGUUAGCUAAUUCCACUGUGUAUAUAAAUUGUAUUUUUUUUAAUUUGUAAAAUGCUAUUUUUAUUUGAACCUUUGGAACUUGGGAGUUCUCAUUGUAACCCUAACAUGUGAGAAUAAAAUGUCUUCUGUCUC